AUGCAUCCAUUAAUAUACAGACAACAAUUUCCGAUCCUCCCGUAUCCGUUACAGGGUGUUCCACGUCCACGUAAGCCUAUAUUGCAUUCAUGUCUUUGUGUAGUUAUAGACGAAGAGGACCUCGCCACAGUCGCACUUCAAAUUCAUAAAAAGCGAUUUUAUGUAGAUGUCAAAAAAAAUUGGCGGGGUCGCUUUAUGAAAAUUGCCGAGGUUGGAAUGGAUGGAAGAAAGUCACGGAUCCUUCUGACGAUGACGGCAGCCGAUGAUUUUAAGGAUAAAGUCCUUGAUAUUGUCAAUAUCUACGAAGAACUAGUGAAAAAAAGCGAAGAACAGCCCAGUCCUUCCAAUCAUGAUGAUAAAGAUGACGGGAUUAUCAAAUCUCAUAUCUUAAAUUACCCCCAUCGCAGAUAUUACCUCGACCUCAAACGAAACCAGCGUGGUUAUUUUCUGCGGGUAACAAUGUUGUCUACAAGUGCUCGAAUAAAGCUUGCCAUUCCUGCGGAAGGCAUGCGAGAAUUGCAUGAUUCUAUUUGUGGUUUACUGAAGACUUGGUGGAAUCGUACGCCCUCUAAUAAUGAGAAAAAAGGUUUUAAUCUGUUUUUUGUCUGGGCGUCUAGUCGCACAGCAAUUACAAUUCCCGGUCGUUCCGUUAGUAAAUUCAGGGACAUAAUUAAUGAGCUUGCAGAACAUCUUUCUGCCACCGAGGUCGGUGAUAAUGAAAGCCCAACUCACGAGAAUGUACAGUCUGAUGUAAAUGAACCGGAAUCUCCGGAACCAACUAAGACUCCUUCUCCAGAGCCCCCCACUGACUAA
Molecule: messenger RNA, 813 nt
Organism: Mesocestoides corti
Lineage: Eukaryota; Metazoa; Platyhelminthes; Cestoda; Cyclophyllidea; Mesocestoididae
Source: the annotation of a GenBank genome assembly